AUUUCUUCAAAGAAGCAAAACAGCGAAUUUGUAUUUUCCUGUCAUGAGUAUCUUUUCUCCCCUUUCAACAGAGUUAAUUUUAGGGCAUUUCUAGCCAAAUCUGUUCAGUAGGUCAGAGGGCCUCUUGCGCAGGGCAGGCACUGAGUGUGCACAGCGGCCGGGAGAGCUCCUGUUGUGUUGUAAACGCCCCGGGGAGUGGCCAGGGACUGAGCCGCGUGGCCCGAGCCCGCCGGCCCGCACUGGCGGAGCCCCUGCUUGCUCUGCCGGCGCCAUGUUGGAGCAGCCACAGCCCAACGCGGGGGAAAGGACUAGAAUGCCGUGCGUGUGGACUUGGCACCUGGCAUCCUUUUGGUGCUCCAAGGAGAGGACCGUGCAUUUGAAUUCAGUACCCAUCGUCAUCCUUUAUUUAAGGUUUGGAGCACAAGUAUUACAAGACAAUUUUGUUGCUGAACUGUCAACUCACUACCAGAAUUCAGCUGAAUUCUUAUCUUUCUAUGGCUUGUUGAACUUUUACCUCUACACUUUGGCCUUUGUGUAUUCUCCAUCGAAGAACGCCCUGUAUGAGUCCCAGCUGAAAGACAACCCUGCAUUCUCCAUGCUGAAUGACUCUGACGAUGAUGUGAUCUAUGGGAGUGAUUAUGAAGAAAUGCCCCUGCAGAACGGCCAGGCCAUCCGGGCACAGUACAAGGAGGGCUCCGAGAGCGACUGAGCCCCCGGCCGCCGGCGGGCCGGGCCGACGCUUUCCCGCAGCGCCGCUUCCUGGCCUUCCCCGCUCCUGCUGGUGUUCAGGCUUGUCUCAUAAGCAGAGAUUUCCUGGUCCUUAUUUGUUUACGUAUUUUUUAAAGGAAAACCAAAACCAAGGAGAAAUUUAAACAUUGGGCCAAAUUUAGUGUUAGAGUGGCUGCAUUUGGGAAGAGUGGCGCUGAUAAGUGUAAACAGCCAAAUCCCUUUUCCGGAUUUCAGAUGAGAGAGUUCAUUUUUAGUGGUAAGGAGGUAAUUACUCCUCUUUUUAGUAGAGUUAUUAUUAUUAUUUUUUUAAUAAUCUGCUCUUUCUGAGUCCAUGGAAAGCCCUUAUGAAUGAGGUCGUCAGCAUGGUGGCGUUCUCUUUCUUCCUUUCUUCCCUGCCCGGUACCAGUUUCAGCCCUUUAAACUCAAAGGGAAGCCUAUUGUUGUGUCUGUCUCCCAAGGACAUUCCUUCCCCCUUGAGUGCUCUGGGUAACCAAGCAUCCCAGGUGACUAGUAACUCCUGUCUGUUGUGUGAAAUGCCUAAGUAAUAGCUUAUUAGGGAAAUGGUGGGCGAGCAGGUUCUAGCCCUUCACUGCCACAGGGCAGAACUCCUGUCGUGAGGGACUGAGGAGGACUGGCUGAGAUUCAUAAGGAAAGGGUAAGAUAACCGACAAGCGCCAGCUCGGGGAGAGGUCCUGCUGCCAUGGUUUUCCAAGAGCUGUGUACACACGAGUGUGCGUGUGAGCGGAUGUCGCUGUGGUUGGGAUGGGAAAGAGGGUAUCCGCUACAGUUCCUACAAGCUGUCAUUUCUACAGCUCCUUUAGAGAUAACACCCUGUGGAACUUUAUUUAAUUUUUUUAUAAAAGCUAAACAAAAGAUAUAUUAUAGAUUCUUUAUUGUGAAAAAGUUUUUCAGUUUCACAUUUGAAGCCUAGAUGAUAGAAAGUGAAACAUUUUCGAUGAUUUGUGGAAGCACAUCUUUGGGUAGAAGGUCACUUGCUGGGAAGCAGGCCCCGCCCUCCAGUGGCCAGGGAAGAGGAGGGCCUGCUCUGGAAGACGAAAGUUGACUCGAGCUGCUGAAUCUGUGGCAUCAUAGAAGGCCCUGGAGAGUUGCCAGUUCCUUUAUGUCAAAGACUAAGUGUACAAGUCUGGUACCUCCUUUCCUUUUUCUCUGACAAUGACGUCUUUCUUGAACCGUUAACGUACCGUCACAGCUAACAUCCUAACGGAUGGAGUCUGGGCGGAUGCAGUGCGUAGGAUAGGAUUGUUCCGCUCUGCAAGCAGUACCUACGUUUUCUUCAUCUAUGCAUUAACUCUCAAAUCGCUAAAAAUUGUGUUCCACUUGAGGUAAGGCUGGGCCCUUAUAGAGGUUCAUGAGAGACUUCUCAUGACUUAACAUCUGUUUAAACUUUAGUGAUAACGUACCUUUAAUAUGGAUUCCAUUUGUUUUUAAAACCUUGUAAUUACGAAAGUUUGAAUUAAAACAACUGUAUUAUUGCAAGGGUAAUUCAAGUUUACAUGGUUUUUACAUUUUCCAUGGUAUGAUUACUUUUUUUGAUUCUGUGUACUCCAAGGCAUUGGAAAAAUUUUUCUGUUAACCAAAUUUUUCAACUUCUACUAACUAUAAUUUUAUGUAAAUGAUGAAAACUUGUGCUGAUUAAUGUAUUCUAAUAUGUGAUACAGUUUACAAGUUUUAAUCAUUAUUAAAUGUCCAUAAUUUGGAAUGCUGUUAUUUAUCAGUAAAUGUAAACUAUUUGAAGCAUUUAGCCAUACACAUUAGAACUUUUUUUAAAACUUGUCUUUGUCCUAUAGUGUAAUUAUAUUAUAAACUGAUGACGGAUAUCUUCAUACUUGAUUCUUCAUGGCAUCAAGUCACUGAAAUGAAAAUAUGUGAGUCUUUAUUUACUUUUUAUAAUUAAGUUGGAAACAAAAAAAUUAUAAAAGGAAGUAUGUAAGGGGAAAAUGGUUCUUUGUUAAAUCGUGCGUUUUCAGUCUUGUCUCUGGUAUAUCAUAAUAUCAACGUAUUAUGUACUCCAUGUAAAAAUUUGCUUGAAGUAUAUAGCAUUUAGCAUGUAGUGUAUAUGCUGUAUUAGGUUAACACACUCCAAGUCUGCCAGAAACUUUAGACAGGAGCAAGAAAAUUGUUUUUUUCUUGGAGAGUAUCAAUUUUGCAAACUUCAGUUGUAAAUUCAAAGGGCUGACUUUAGUUCUUCCAUGGUAAUGGCUUGAAUAACAUCAUCUUUGGGAUAAUUUUUUACACUGGUCCAGUCUAGGGGAACCUGGAAGAUGACCGUACGUAUUUCAGCUUCCCUAGGGAGAGCAUCAUUAUCCGUGUGGGUAAUAGGUCUGCUUGAUUUAUUAUUAAAUCAUUACAGCAGUGAAGUGAUGCAGUUUUCUCUCUCUUAAGCCCCAUUUGAAAGGCUAGAGAAGGGGAUAUAUAAAAUAUAUUCAAGGUUUGUAAGAUUGUUCCUGUACAUAAUUAGAUUGCAAUAAAAGUUUAGAUACAUUAUGUAAACCCAGCCCACUAAAGGAGCAGGUUACAAGACAACUGUCACCAGCCUCAAGCAUUCCAUGAACUAUUUACUGAAGCUACAGUUGUGUUAAGUCGGUCGCAGUAUGGUCAGUGACUUAUUUCCUGGAAUCCUCCUCACAGGGAAAACCAUGGAAGCUCAUAGAUGGGAUGGUGAAAAGGGACAUCUAGUGAAUACGAGUUAAGUCACUAAAGAAUAUUUAUGUAUUUUGAGGAUUUUAGAAACCAGUUGCCUUAGAGGUUAGACUUUUGGGAAAAAAAGCUACAAAUCUUUUCCCCAGGCCCAAGGGAAGUCGCUUUAGUCUGUGACAUCUUGUUAUCCUGUUCAUGUUGACUUGACAUGUUUUCGAUAUACUGGUAACUAUAAUACCACACAGUGAAACAGAAUUUUCUGCUACUGAAAACUGCCUUUUUACAAAAAGACUGUAUUUGUAAAAUAAAAACUUUAAAGUUCAAAAGGAAAGAUAGAACUAUGUAGUAGAUCUUGGAACUUGUGUCCAUGAGCACAGUAACCCCUGAUCACAGAACGAUCAUUGUAAUCAAUCGAAAGUGAAUAAAUGUUUAUUUAUGGCAAACUUAACACUUUGGAAAGGGCUUCAUUCUGAAACUUCCUUUCUGGUACAUGUUAAUAAAUUUUACAUACUCGA
Molecule: messenger RNA, 3902 nt
Organism: Leptonychotes weddellii (Weddell seal)
Lineage: Eukaryota; Metazoa; Chordata; Mammalia; Carnivora; Phocidae
Source: RefSeq, a predicted model, not a curated record